Messenger RNA from Phytophthora infestans T30-4, 1058 nucleotides. RefSeq lists its product as uncharacterized. Lineage: Eukaryota; Oomycota; Peronosporomycetes; Peronosporales; Peronosporaceae. The transcript is spliced from 2 exons. The coding region runs from base 42 to 1058 and encodes 338 amino acids. The record is from RefSeq and is a predicted model, not a curated record.
UGUCUGCACAAUUUCAAAAACUAAGCGGGAAAAGCGACAGCAUGCCGCCUGCCAAGAAGGCCGGGGAGAAGAAGCGUAGUCGUCCUAAGAAGGCCGAGACCUCCGUGACCAAGAAGAAAAAACAGUGCCGACGCAAGAACUCGUGGGACUAUGAGGACGACGACGGCGACGUGGAGUUCGCGGAUGCUGGAGACGACGACAGCGAGUUGGAGGACAAGGCGCCGAAGCCCAAGAAGAAGCGCGCUCUCCCCCGCAAGGCACCAGUAAAGAAGGACGAGAAGGUGUUAGCAGUGCAGAACAAGAAAAAUAAUUCGACAAAUGAGACGCAGGACGAGGACCAGGAAGACGAACGGGACCGGGCUCUUCUGGAGCAGAAACACAGGAGCAGAAAGCAGCAGUAUGAACACGACAGUGAGAAGCUGCUGCAGGAAGUGCGUGAUUUGGCAUGGCAGGAGAAAAAGACGCAGGAGAAGCUCAUCGAGAAGCUGAAACGAGACAUCACGACGCUGUCCAAGCAGGAUGAAGAGCAGCGCAAAAAGCGCAAGAAAGAGGUAGACAGGCUCGUGGCCGAGAAGAUGCGCGAAUACGACGCCAAGCAGAGGAGUAGAGAGGAUGCGGAUGCAGAGAAGAGGGCUUUGCGCGAGCAUAUUAAGGAGCUCGAGUCCCAGUUUGCUUCAUUCAAGAGGUGCACGGGACCGGACGAUGCUGUGACAGUUAAUGCAGCGGCAGCUUCGGCUGCCACGGCCAUACAGAACGGUGAAGCCAUGUUGCAGCUUAACCAGGCAAACAAGUUACUGGAACUCUACCGGCUUGUGACCAGCACGGAUAUCCGUCUAAUCCAGGCGGGUGAGGACGAUGAUGAAGCGGAUGACUGUACCGAGGUCGUGUGUACGACAACAGACUCGGCUACAGGCAACCAGUUCGAGUUCGAGCUGGCUGUUCCUGCCAUCGUAUCAAGCGAAAUCGAGUAUCUCCCGAGCGAAACACCACCGACAGGCAUUAAAGUGCCGUCAUAUUUACGAGUAUGUUUUGAGUGCAAUACUGCUGAGGACAGGUGA